AUAUGGCUCGUGGACAGCAGAAGAUUCAGUCUCAGCAGAAGAAUGCCAAAAAGCAAGCUGGACAAAAGAAGAAACAAGGACAUGACCAAAAGGCUGCUGCCAAAGCUGCCCUGAUAUAUACGUGCACUGUCUGUAGGACACAAAUGCCAGACCCUAAGACCUUCAAGCAGCACUUUGAGAGCAAGCAUCCUAAGACUCCACUUCCUCCGGAACUGGCUGAUGUUCAGGCAUGAAGUUGUUUCCAGGUGAAUUCAUGACACCUUUGACUCUUCUACUGUCUCAGACCUUAGGUAACAAACCUGCAGCUGCUUUUCUAACAAACUGUUGAUCAGCAAAAAUAAAGGGGCUACAGAAACUCAUUUUUAUCCUGUUCCCUUUUGGGCUUCACGCAAAGACAAUUCUGUGUAAAUGUACAGUUGACUCUGAUUUGGAAAUCUGAAAAUCAGUCCAUCCUUGUUAUAAAAAUUUUUUUACAAUUGUAAUUAUAUUGAUGUUCAUAUUGUGUAAAAUAACUCAUUUAAUAAAGUAGUACUUUGAUUUUACAACAUCACAGGAUAAAUGGUUCUAGAAAUUCUGUUCUAACUUUCCACAUUAUUUGCCUUAUAAAAAUCUAAUGAAUUCAUCAGCUAGAAUUACAAGUGUAAAUCUUAACUUCCCGUUCUCAGUUCAGUGGCAGCUUCAUUCAGUAAACUAGAGCAGACUCAUUCAUUAAAAGUAUGCACACAGUUUUAUUGGUAGCUGAUGAACUAGUUGAAGAAUGACUUACCUGCUGCCUUUGUAUAUUGCAAUCGUAUGUCAUUGUACCCCUCUGAUCAUUUCCUGUGUUUGAGAUUGGAAUAUUUAAAAUUACUCUAUGACCUGGCUCUAGCUGCCAGCCAGGUGUGCUCUGUAGAAAAUUGAUUAAAAAAAUUCCUAACAGCAGCUGGUUUGUCAGGGAUUCCUUCUGAAAGAUUAGUUUCUGAAUUAGAUUCCAUAAUGAAAUAAUCAUUGGGCCUACCCUUUAACACAUAAAUAUGAUGGAACAAAUGUGAACUGGUGAAGAUCUGUUUUAUAAAUUAUAUGGAUUCUUUGAAAAUUCUUCAGGUUCUUUCAUUUGAAAUUGAAACCAUUUUUGAAGUUUUGGGAUGUUAUUAACUAUUUGGCUAAUUUUAUGAGUGGAGUUUGCAUUAACAGGAAGAUUGGAAUGACUUAGGGCUGGGUUAAUUCCUAGGAGUACCCUCCCUCCUUUCUUUUCUAAGUGAGCUGAUUUUAGGAGUUUGCUUUGUGCUGGUUUCUAAAAUCAAAGACUGUGUAUAGAGCAACUUCCGUCUUAACUACAGAAGUAUGAAAAUAGGCCAAUAUUCACAUUCUUUUGGAUCUAAGGGUGGGGAAGCUGGUUUGUUUGGAUUAUAAGGUAAAUCCUACCCAGUUAAGGAAGACUAACUUUAGGGGGUUCUUUAAUUUUCUUGUGUCAGCUAUUAAUUGAUAAAGUAAAACUGCAACUAAAUUUAAAUUUAACAUAAUAGGAAGAACACUAAAAUAUUUACUGGUAACUGCUUAGGAGCCACAUAUCUGAUCCUGUGGAUUUCAAAAUGCAUUCCCUCUUUCUGCUGUAACUCAUCACUGUGUGUUUUGUAGCUCUGAAUAUUUUGCCCACCUUGUUCGUCUUCACUGUAAAUUAAGAAUUUCCAAGAAAAAACUUGAGUGCUAAUAGUCUCUUAGCAACUCUUGUUCUUAUACAGUCCUUUUUCGUGUGUAUUUAAUUUCCUAAAUUUCAGGUUUAGUAUUUGUUGCUUCCUAAUAUGUUGGUUAAACAUUAGAAUUUUAUCUAAUUUCUUGUUGGGGGAGAUAUUACAGAAAGUCUGGGUAAAUUAUAAUUUACAAGUUUUUUAAAGUGCUUUGAGCAUAUGUGUGUUUAUGUUUAGUAACAGCUCAUUUAGAAACCAUUCACAAA
This is a messenger RNA of Tupaia belangeri chinensis (Chinese tree shrew), 1933 nucleotides long. RefSeq names its product zinc finger protein 706 (gene ZNF706). The transcript has 3 exons. The record is from RefSeq and is a predicted model, not a curated record. Lineage: Eukaryota; Metazoa; Chordata; Mammalia; Scandentia; Tupaiidae. Bases 3 to 233 code for a protein of 76 amino acids.